AUGGCCAAAGUCGAAUGCUUCUUGAGACCGUUCCGCGGGGGUCGGGACGACCUGAGCGAAUUCUGGGCGAAGUUCUCAGUUGUCGCGGACUUGCAGAAGUGGGACUCGGACGAAAAGAAGAUGGCGAAUCUACCGCUCUAUCUCGAGGGUGAGGCAUUCACCGUGUGGAACGAGAUGGCGGCAGCGGAUAAGAAGAAGCCGGCCGAUGUGAAAGCGAAGCUGACCGCCGCUUUUGGGAUGGCACCGGAUCAAGCAUACUCGAUGUUUACGUCCAGGAUCUUGCGAGGAGACGAGUCGGUGGACAACUUCGCAGCGGACUUGAAGAGGCUUCUCACCUUGUCUGGUGAGCAGGUUGAUGCUGAUGGGAAGAAUAAAAUAGUGAUCGGGCAGUUUCUCUCCGGGCUCCCCUCUCAGUUUGCGAAGGAGCUCCGUAUGAGUGGAAAAACGGACACCAUCGACGAUUGCGUGGAGUACGUCAGGCGGCUUAGAAGCGUGGAACGAUCGAUGAAGCCCGGUGUGGCAGCAGUGAGCUACGGUGCUCUAGACGAUCGGGCUCCAUCAGGCUCUUCCAGGAUGACCGCUGCAGCAGGUGUAGGUCGCGACUCCGCAAGACGUGUCCUGUGUUACAAGUGUGGUCAAGUUGGCCACUUCAAGCGGAACUGCCCUGCGAGCACUAGUAGUAGUAGUGGUACCGGUAGCCACAAGCAAGCCAAACACAGUCAGCUGACGUGUUUAUUCUGCGACGAGGCUGGGCAUAUGAUGAGAGAUUGUUCGGAGUUCAAGGCCUUCAAGCAGAAGAAGCAGCGGGGUGGGAGUGCAGCCGCUGCUCCUGUGCACUCUGGUGAUCAUGGUGACUCCAAGGUGUUAUGCCUGAGCAGUGGAGGUGACAGUCUGCCACGGAUCUUUGUGGACAUCAAACGGUCCGGCGGUCCAAGCAAGCGUGUAGUAGCUGCUGUGGACACCUGUGCAUCCCGCUCCCUUGUAGCUAGCGCCCUGGCAACCGACCUAGCUUUGGAUAUCAGGCCUACGUCAUCGACAAUUAAUGCGAUCGAUGGCAGUCCGGUGGAUGUCCGUGGCGUCGUGGAGUGUACAAUCUCACGGCUGGAUAGUGCUGUGGUUCGCCUACGUGAGACCGAGACUGACAUGCUGGUGGUGGACGACCUGUCUGUCGUGGAGGCUGAUGUGCUGAUUGGAGUUAACAGCAUCGCGACUCUGGGUGGUGUGCAUAUGCAGUAUGACGCAGGAGAACUGGUGGGGGUUGUAUUCGGGACCGUCAGUGCUGCAUGCCCAUUGGUGCUGGCGUCGAGCACCCCAGAUGAGCAUCCGUCACGCCCCGAGUCGGAAGCACGAGCCGUCGCUGAAGACUUUCACCACGCGGACGUGGAGAAGCUCAGCAAUGGCGAUGUUGUGCUGCGGGCAUCAGAUAUGAUCCUCCGGUGGAGUACGGCUGACAAGGCGUGGGAGGUGCAGUGGCAAUGGGCGGACAAGACGGAGCCGACUACGUGCAUCGGGUCAGGCCUUGGAGAGUACCCACGAUCCAAGCUCUCCAAGGAGCAGGAACAGCUAUUUGGAGAUGAGGUUGAAAAAUGGCUCGGCAACGGCUGGCUAGUGAAGCAUGACGUCGAGAAGCAUGGUGAGCCGAGAUGUGUGCUGCCUCUGCUCGCUGCUACGCAGGAGCAUAAGGCAUCAACGCCAGUUCGGCCCUGCCUCGACUACCGGCUCCUCAACCAGAAGCUGACGUCGCACCCUGGCACCGACGCUCCGGCAUGUGGCGAGACGCUACGGAGGUGGCGUCAAGCGGGCGUUCCGCAAGCGUAUCAGCUGCUGGAUAUCAGCAAAGCGUACCUACAGUGCGUGGUGUGGCGUGGCGAAGUGUACGUCCUGGAGCGGAUGGGCUUCGGGCUGUCCGUGGCUCCAAAGGCAAUGGACUUGAUCGUGAAGUGGGCCACGCGUGAUCUCGCUGGCGUAGACAACUACGUGGAUGAUCUCUACGUCCCAGAGCAGCUCGUCGACCGCACCAAGUCGCGGCUCCUGGAGUAUGGCCUGCCAACCAAACCGGCUGAGCCAGCCGUGAGUGCGCGUGUGCUAGGUCUGCAACUUCAGGCUGAUGACGAGGGGAGUGUGUCGUGGACGCGUCGCGAAGGUGUGUCUCUACAGCUACCCGACAAACCAACGAAGCGCGAACUGUUUAGUUGGUGUGGCAGAGUGAUUGGGCACUACCCUGUGUGUGCCUGGCUGCGCCCAUCGUGUUCGUAUGUCAAGCGCCUUGCCUGCACGUCAGAGGUGGCAUGGGAUCAGGCUGUACCGGAUGCUGUCUUGAAGUGUUGCCGCGACAUUGUUCACCGCCUGUGCAAUGAUGAUCCCGUUAGCGGAGUGUGGUACGCUGACCCAACGAUGGGUACGUGGCGAGCGUAUUGUGACGCGUCCAACCUGGCAAUUGCCACGGUGCUCACGCAGGAUGGCAAGGUUGUCGAGGAUGGUUCAUGGUUGCGAGACAAAGCAGACAAGCGUCAUAUCAAUGUGGCGGAGCUCGAGUCGUCUCUGAAGGCGCUGGAUCUGGCCAUCCGGUGGGACGUCAAGAACCUGACCAUCGUGACCGACUCGAAGACGGUUGCUGGUUGGUUGCGCUCGGUCUCGCAGAAUACUCAUCGCGUGAAGGUCGGGGGUCUCCACGAGUCUCUCGUCCGUCUCCGCCUGCAGGUGUUUCAGGACACUGUGGCUGCUGCUGGCAUGACGGUGUCCGUGGAGUGGGUCCCCUCGGAGUCGAACGUUGCAGAUCGGCUCACCCGCGUGCCGACCUCAUGGCCUCCCUGUCGGGAGGAAGCAGGUGAAAUCGCAGCAGCGCUACCAGCAAGCUCUAUGAAGGGGCCAACGUCGAUGCGGUCUAUCCGCGGGUGCCAAGCGGUAGAUGCGGACGUGCAGCUGACGGUGACACAGCUACAGGAUGGAAAGCAAGUGACGAGCCAGCUGUACAAGAAAUCAAAGGGUCAGCUGCGUGUUAUUGAUGGCGUCCUGUACCUCAGUCGUGUGGACCCCGUCGAUGGUGAUGUGAUCGUACCGGUCCUGCCUACUGCACUGCAGAGUGAAGCCGUCGGUGCUGCUCACCGCAACACCGGACAUGGUAACUGGGAGACCAUGUGGGGCAGUCUUCGGAAGUGCUGUCAUUUCCCACAGAUGGCGCAACGCUGCCAGGAAGUCGUCCGAGACUGCGGGACGUGCCGUGCAGCGAACCCGUCGCGAGGAGAGCCCAACCCUCCAGCCGCGAGAAGCGACCUACCAACCAGGCCGUGGGAAGUCAUCCAGAUUGAUACGUUAGAGCUGGGACCCAGCCGCAGUAGUUCCUACCAUUGUGUCCUCGUGUGUGUGGACAUGUUCACACGGUGGGUGGAAGUCGUACCCCUAGCCCGCCAUGAUGGUGUCAGUGUCGCGGAGGCGCUUGUUGGUAUUUGCACCCGGUUUGGCCCACCAAGCGUAAUUCGAUGUGACAACGGCACGGAGUUUGUUAACUGUGUGGUGUCGUCUCUGCUAUCGAUAUUCGGCGUACAUGUGAGGCAUGGAGCUGUGCGCCACCCUCAGAGCCAAGGGGGAGCCGAGCGCUUCAAUCGCACGUUGCUGGGUCUUAUCCGCAAAGUGGUCGAGUACAGCAGCGAUUGGCAGACAGAGCUGAACAUGCUGCUCUACUACUACAGGGUGCGGCCGCACAGUGCUACUGGGAUUUCGCCAUGCGCCGCAAUGAUGGGAUGGGAACCACGCAACCUCCUGGUCGAGCGCGAGGAAGAAGACCUCAGUUUGUCAAGCUGGGUUGAAAGCUUGGCAGAGAAGACGGCACGUGUGCGAGACCUCGUAAACGAAGAGCUCUCUCGGAACGACACAGAGAGCGUGAUCGAAGGAGCAGAGUACAGCGUAGGGGAUGCGGUGCUGUUACGUCGGCCUUCCCGGAGCCGCAAAUGCCUGGCACCGUACGAGCCUGGGUGGCGCAUCGUUCGCGUUGUGUCGCCGUCGACAGUUGUCAUCACCCGGGCUGCUGAUCCACACUCAGCGGAGAAGAUUGUCAACGUGGAGAUCAUCAAGAGGGAUGUCGCCCGUGACUUGGCCCAACCAACAGCGCUGAUGGACGACAGUGCAGCGGCUACAGAUGGUGGUUAUCUGUACCAGCCAGCAUCAGUGCUGCCAGGCCCUGAGCCCAACAUAGGGGAUGGCGGCAUCCGCAUGUCACUGCGGGACAGAUCUGCCAUUAGGCCACCAUGCACAGCGCUAUGGCUCCUGAAACUGUACGUGUGCCGUGUUAUCAGUUUAACUUGGCGCGUGCUUAGUUAG
Sycon ciliatum is the source of this 4317-nucleotide messenger RNA. RefSeq lists its product as uncharacterized. Gene Ontology annotation, molecular function: nucleic acid binding; zinc ion binding. Bases 1 to 4317 code for a protein of 1438 amino acids. The record is from RefSeq and is a predicted model, not a curated record. Lineage: Eukaryota; Metazoa; Porifera; Calcarea; Leucosolenida; Sycettidae. The transcript has 2 exons. Gene Ontology annotation, biological process: DNA integration.